Molecule: messenger RNA, 1257 nt
Organism: Fusarium graminearum PH-1
Lineage: Eukaryota; Fungi; Ascomycota; Sordariomycetes; Hypocreales; Nectriaceae
Exons: 1
Coding region: 1-1257 (418 amino acids)
Source: RefSeq, a predicted model, not a curated record
AUGGCAAACUCGUCUGAUCCUUUAGUCCGGUAUUUCAUGUACGCCAGCACUCAUCUCCAUGUCCUUAAAGGUAUCUCGCCAUACUUGUAUCGCCGAUCCAAGGAGGCACGUACCUCUCUCAACAUCAAGGAAUCAACAACAUCGUUCGUGUCAGGCUCAGUAAACGCAUUUAUUUGGUCAGCCUGCCAAGCAUACGACCGAGGUACCCCCCUGGUCAUUCGCCCUGAUGAUGUCUGGUUGGCGAUCCUCCAGAGCAUCGGCCGUUUCUGUCUUCCCCAUACGGAUGACAUUUUGUUGAACGAAAUGUUUGAUGUUCCCAGGCUGACCAAAGAAGAUUUUAUGAGCCCGGAUACCUUGGCAGGGGAGAUGGAGUAUCUCGUCAACAGGAAGUGUUUAUCAGAGGAACGCACCAACUCGUUGAUGCCAGACUUUACCACAACACUUUCGGAAGACGUCACGGCUGCUUGUGUCUCCAUCCUCGGUACACAGUGGAAGGAUGACCUUCCAACUGACUUGCGCUUCACAAGGGCCGGUAUGUCUACAGUGAUACUUGCUGGACAGUAUUGCGAUUGGUUCAGUCUCCUGGAUAGGUUGAAGCUAUUCGAGGAUGAGGGUGAAGAGGUCCAGCACUUUAUCAAAAACACACGACCCAUUUUGCGCCGCCUCCAUUAUGCCGCUCGUGAGCCAGAUAGCCCAACAGCGCGCGAGUUGUUCAGCACAACGGUUAGGAAGACACCCCCAAACGGCGUUGAUGACGAUUUGGUGACUGGUUGGAUCACUUCCUUCUACCAUCUCAACCAACAGAGCCAAAUGCGUCAACCAGAUAUCGGGCCAUUUGGACAAUAUGGAGGCGAGGCCUCGGAAUACAAAAACAUGGCUUGGGGAGAAGAACACGACGAUAUACUCUACCCAGCCGUCCGUCUUGCCGAUAUUCCAACCGGAAUAUCAGCAAUGCCUGUACAGUUCCCGGGGAAGGACAAGGCCUUUCAUGGCAUUAUGGUAGGAGGAUCUAUCGGUAUAGCUUAUGAGCGCAAUGUUCAGAAUGUAUGGAUCCAUAGGCCGAUAGCAGGGUGGGCUGCGAGCUGCAACGAGGGCGAUGAAACGAUGCGCAAGAGAGAAGAGAUCCUGCGCGAUGCCACGCAAGAGAUGCAACGUGAGUGGAAAAUGGCCAAAAAAGACUUUGGGGACUGCGCCAAAACCACUUGUGCGAUUGCGUCGGUGUUGAAUAGGAUCCAGAGACGGUUGGAUAAGUUGUGA